Messenger RNA from Caenorhabditis bovis, 2151 nucleotides. NCBI's taxonomy places the organism in Eukaryota, Metazoa, Nematoda, Chromadorea, Rhabditida, Rhabditidae. The record is from the annotation of a GenBank genome assembly.
AUGUCGUGCACUCGCGCAUUAUUGUGCGGAGUUCGGUGUUUAACUAGAAGAAGUUCAGUAGGGUAUAUUCAUAUCGGAAGCACAAAUGAGGCAAUUGGAAGAUUUCCGCAAAGUCAUGGUGGAUCUAGGAAACGGAGAGGGGCAGUUCGUCGAUUAGCUUCAAUUGAUGACAUUGUUGAGCCAAGAAAAGUUGCUCAUGUUAGCCAACACGCAGCUGGAAUGGAAGAAUGGAUUGAAGGAUUAGACAAGAUUUCGAUCGAUUUGGCACUUGACGAAUUUAUGCGAAGACCUAUGGUUAGGCAGCAGGCACGGGAAAGUGGAAUCAACGAAAAAUUAUUUAUGAGAGCUUUCAAAAGUUUUCGUGAAUACGUCACCCCUAAUAAUUUAUCAUCUGUGGAUCCAGCUCUUUUAAUUCUUCUCAGUGAUAUCAAUAAAGGAGAAAAAGAUGUUGACAUGCUUUAUCCAUUCUUCCUUGACCAUGCCAAACAGGUAUUCCCUCAUUUGGAAGCGAUGGAUGACCUGAGGAUCAUUUCUGAUCUCACUCAACCACAUAACUGGUAUCCUGAAGCAAGAGCAUUGACGAGAAAAAUCUUCUUUCAUGCUGGACCAACAAAUUCUGGAAAAACGUAUCACGCGCUCAAAAGAUUUGGUGAAGCGAAAAGUGCCGUCUUCUGCGGACCGUUGAAACUUUUAGCUUCAGAAGUUUUUACAAAAUCAAACGAGCUUGGAAUUCCGUGUGAUUUAGUUACUGGUGAGGAAAGAAGGUUUGCCAAAGAUAAUCAUCAUCCAUCCCAACAUUUAUCUUCGACCGUCGAAAUGUUGUCAACACAAAUGCGCGUUGAUGUUGCUGUUAUUGAUGAAAUUCAAAUGCUUCGCGAUGAGCAAAGGGGAUGGGCUUGGACAAGAGCAUUGCUUGGAGUUGCUGCUGAUGAGGUUCAUUUGUGCGGAGAAGUUGCUGCUAUCGAAAUUGUCAAGAAGCUUCUUGAACCGAUUGGAGAAACUGUCGAAGUUCGGUAUUAUGAAAGAAAAACACCAUUGACAAUUGCUGAUCGCGGUAUUGAAUCAUAUGACAAUAUUGAGCCAGGCGAUUGUAUCGUGUGUUUUUCGAAGAAAAGUAUUUUUUACAAUUCGAAGAAGUUAGAAGAGAAUGGCAUUAAACCUGCCGUUAUUUACGGCGAUUUGCCACCAGGAACUAAAUUGGCUCAAGCCGCAAAAUUCAAUGAUCCUGAUGAUCCGUGCAAUGUUCUUGUCGCUACCGAUGCGAUCGGAAUGGGCCUUAAUUUAAACAUUCGGAGAGUAAUUUUUAAUAGCUGCACGAGAAACUCCGAGCUUUUACCAACAUAUUCAGCACUUCAGAUUGCUGGAAGAGCAGGAAGAUUUGGAACAUCAUAUGCGAAUGGAGUUGUUACCACAAUGAAGACACAGGAUUUGAGCACUUUGAAAGCUAUUUUAUCGCAAAAGAUUGAACCAAUUUCUACUGUUGGAAUUGCUCCUACUUACGAUCAAAUCGAGACAUUUUCCUUCCAUCUUCCUCAAGCUUCGUUUGUCAGACUCCUCGAUUUAUUUGUAUCAGUUUGCUCUGUAUCGGAUCAUUUCUUCAUUUGUACGGUUGACGAUAUGCGCGAAUUGGCAAUUCUCAUCGAUCAAAUUCCGCUUCCGCUGAAAGUUCGCUACACAUUCUGCACAUCUCCGCUCAACACUAAUGAUAAACGAACAGCGGCUGCGUUCGUAAAAAUGGCGCGAAGGUUUUCGACAGGACAAGCACUCACUUAUGAAUGGCUCAUGGAUAUGCUCGAAUGGCCGCCGAAACCGGCAACAACACUUGCGGAGCUCGUGAUUCUUGAGCAGACAUAUGAGAUUCUUGAUCAAUACAUGUGGCUGUCAAUGCGAUUCCCUGAUAUGUUGCCCGAUGAACCGAGUGUACGGCAAGCUAGCAGAGAACUGGAUAAGAUGAUUCAAGAAGGAGUUGAAGGUUUCAUGAACUUAUUGAGCAGCAACCGGGAAGCAGAACAAAAAUACAGAAGAAAUAAAAAUAUAUCAGAACAAACUAGCGGCAAAAGGUCAAUUUUACAAUCAUUACUGCAACACGCUGAUUUGAGCGAAGAAGAUUUGAAACAACUUCGAGAGGAGCUGAAUCAAGUGAAAAAAUGA